AUGAGUACCGACAUGACGGAGAAGGGCUCUAUCAACACCACAGUCCCUGAUAGGGACUCGACAGUUGGGGCUGAAUCGGAGCAAGAUGUCGAGGCGGGUGUUGAUAACCGCGAAACCACAGUCGAUGAGAAGGAUCCCGACGUCGUAGAUUGGGACGGACCAGACGAUCCAGAAAACCCGGCAAACUGGUCUGAUAAGAAGAAAUGGCUGAACAUCGCCAUCCUCUCUAUAAUGACCUUAGUAACUCCACUGGGCUCUUCAAUGUUUGCCCCUGGUAUUCCCGGCAUCAUGGUAGAAUUCCACGAGACCUCUUCCACCAUAGCUACUUUCCUCGUCUCGGUAUAUAUCCUAGGGUUUGCCUUCGGUCCGCUCGUCAUAGCGCCGUUGAGCGAGAUCUUUGGCCGUCGGCCCCUGUACAUCUACGGCAACAUCCUUUUCGUCAUCUUCUCCGUGGGCGCCGCCCUCAGCACCGGCACCGGAAUGUUGAUGGCUUUCCGAUUACUGAUGGGUCUUGCCGGUUCGGUGCCUAUAACCAUUGGAAGUGGCAGCAUUGCGGAUAUAAUGCCUGUCGAGAAGCGUGGAAGGGCUAUGUCUGCUUGGGCUUUGGGUCCCCUUCUUGGACCUUGUGUUGGUCCUAUCGCUGGUGGUUAUCUGAUCGAGGCUGCUGGGUGGAGAUGGGUGUAUUGGUUAAUCGUCAUUAUGGGCGGCAUCUUUAUUCCCCUCUCCUUUUUCUUCCUCCUGGAAACGUUCGGCCCUGUAUUAAUCGCGAAGAAAACUCGAAGGCUCCGCAAAGAGACCGGAAACCAAAACCUUCGCAGCAAAUUCGCAGGACGGCUAAGCCCCAAGGAACAGUUCAAACUAGCCAUUCUUCGUCCAAUGAAGCUCCUCCUACUAACACCCAUUGUCACUCUCAUGUCGCUAUACGUCGCCAUCACCUAUGGAAUUUUAUACCUUCUUAUCACGACAUUUUCCUUCGUCUAUACUGAGAAGUAUGGCUUCAGCGAGGGAGACAGUGGCUUGACCUUUCUUCCGGCCGGAAUCGGCAUGAUGAUUGGUGUUGUGGGUUUUGGACAACUCACCGACUUGAUGGUCCAGAGGAACAAUAAGAAGGGACUCGUCCAUAGGCCUGAAGUCCGUAUUGCGCCGGUGCUUACCAUCCCUUGCGGGAUCGCACUUCCUAUUGGCCUGUUCAUCUACGGAUGGACUACCAACUUUGGCGUACACUGGAUUGUUCCUAUGCUCGGUGUGCUCAUCUUCGCCGCGGGACUUAUGGGUGUCAUGUUCUGCGUCCAAAACUACCUUCUCGAUACAUACCCCCGCUACGCAGCAUCCGUCACCGCUGCGAUGACGGUCCUCCGAUCACUCCUCGGCGCCCUUCUUCCUCUUGGUGGGCUCGAAAUGUACAACGUAUUAGGCCUAGGAUGGGGCAACAGCCUUCUCGGGUUCAUCGCGCUCGCGCUCAUCCCGAUACCGGUCGUAUUUUUUAUAUUUGGCGAGCGUAUCCGCGGGAGAUUUAAUCCUAGCUUAUAA
Daldinia childiae is the source of this 1530-nucleotide messenger RNA. RefSeq lists its product as uncharacterized. Gene Ontology annotation, cellular component: membrane. NCBI's taxonomy places the organism in Eukaryota, Fungi, Ascomycota, Sordariomycetes, Xylariales, Hypoxylaceae. The record is from RefSeq and is a predicted model, not a curated record. Bases 1 to 1530 code for a protein of 509 amino acids. Gene Ontology annotation, molecular function: transmembrane transporter activity. Gene Ontology annotation, biological process: transmembrane transport. The transcript is spliced from 4 exons.